AUGAAUAACACGAACGAUAAAUUAUCAUAUACACAUGUAAAUCUAACCCGAUGGGUUUCGAGUACGAUUGCACCAAUAAUAUUAUUGGGUUGUGCUAUUGGAAAUAUAGUGUCAUUUUUUGUUCUAUUACGUCCACGUCUUCGUAAAGAAACAACAUCAAUCUAUUUAGCUGUUUUAUGCGUUGCUGAAAUGGGCACAUGUUAUACGGGAUUGUUGAGACAAUUUUUAAUUGAUGCAUUUAGUCUUGAUAUACGAUCAAUAAAUGGAUUUUCAUGUCGCAUACAUAUCUAUUUUACCUAUGUAUUUCUUCGUUUAGCACCACUGAUACUUGCGUUGGUUACUUUACAACGCUAUUUAUUUGUCGGUCAAUUAGCCUUAUGUUCUCUUAAACAAACGAUUAUACAAUUAUGUUCAUGUACUUUAUUUGUUUUUGUAGCUGAAUUUCAUUUAUUUAUUUUCUAUGAUUUUACUCAUUCCGAUACAAGACCAAGAAAUCAAUCGCCAUUAGAGUGCACAGUCGAUACAUUACGUCAUGGGAAAUAUUAUACAUUUCGAAGUAAAAUCUAUCCGAAAUUAUCACUUGUUCUAUACACAAUAAUACCAUUAGCGAUAAUUAUAAUUGGUAAUGCAUUACUUAUACGUAAAGUCCGAGAAGCAUCGAAACGGUCACGUUCAAAGACAAAUAAAAAACGUUCAAUAACGAGGAUGUUAUAUGCUGUCAGUAUACUUUACACCGUUCUAACAUCGCCGGCAGCAAUAUUUUUAGCUCUAGCACCGCAAAGUUAUCAAUUGACACCAAGAUUUCGUCUUGAAUGGACAUUAUUACGUUUAUUAUUUUAUUUAUGUCAUUCAGUUAAUUUUCUUCUAUUUUGUGCAAGUGGAAGUACAUUUCGACAAGAACUUGUUGUUUUUCUUAAAACAAUAUCUUGCUGUUGUCAACUGAAUUGUACUGAUAGAAAAGUAAAGCAUAAUGAAGUGAAAUUAAAUAAUAGAGUUCGAUUUAUACCCGAUACUACGCGAAAUAAUGCGGAACAAAAUCAAAAACUCAGUACAAGUAAACUGGCUGAUAAUUCAUCUGGCGUAUUAUAG
Molecule: messenger RNA, 1089 nt
Organism: Rotaria socialis
Lineage: Eukaryota; Metazoa; Rotifera; Eurotatoria; Philodinida; Philodinidae
Source: the annotation of a GenBank genome assembly